CUCCCAUCUCAUCUCCACCUCCAGUGCGCCGCCACCCUCUGCCACGCUGCUGCGCCGUCGGACCCCGUCUCACCGUCGCGCCGCUGGGACCUGCCCCGCCGUCGAGCCUACCCCUACCCCAAGUGCCCCCUCCCGCGCGUCCUCCCCCCAUCGGCGAAACUCGAUGCCGCGGCGGCGACCGGCGUCACCGCUGCCUGUCGCCGGUUCUGGUGACUUCCUUCCGCGGGUGGGAUCUGCUCCUCCUGCGGGUGUUGGUGAGGCGGUGGGAUUUGACAGGGUCGUGGUGAGGAGGAGGCCGCUGGACUGAACGGGGAUCUCGUGCCGCCGGACAGCCAGGGAACAUGCGGCCGAGGUGCCGAUGCGGGGCGUGCGAGCUCGGCCGCCGGUGAGCUCGUUCUCCUCAACGCUGGAGCUCGUCAAGACCACCGUGUGCAUCUUCACGGGACGCCUCUGCUCUAACGCAAUGGAGCUCGUCGAGCUCGACCCACUAGCGCCCGUCACCGAAGUACAAGGAGUUGGACUCAGAGUCCCUACUGUGUACGACACGAACUCCGCAUUUUUCUCUGUUAUAUCAGCUAAAGGUGGUGAAUCUUUGGACAAUGCUCCUAAUAUUUAUUUUGUUUCUCGUGUAGCAGUAUGGAGGAUUUCAAGGAGUUUAUUGAUGAUGUCAUGUCUGGUGAUGGGUCAUGGGGAGAGGAGGAGGAGAUCUUGAGCCAUUGGGUUAGUGAAGUGAGGUCAUCUGUCUCCCGUUGCAACGCACGGGCAUCCGUGGGUUCACCGUUACAAUAUGCCUCUUCCCGUGAAUUUACGCUUUCAGUUUUUUUCAUCUAUAUUAUUUUUUACAUCCGAGGUGGUACUAUUUUACCUGCGUAUCUUUACCUCUAUACAUAAGACUGUUUCACGUCCAACGUACGCAGGACAGACAAGCUGUACAUGAGUACAACUCCAACCCGUACACGAUUCUAAUGUUAAAAAUAAUUCUGUAA
This is a messenger RNA of Triticum aestivum (bread wheat), 986 nucleotides long. RefSeq lists its product as uncharacterized. The transcript has 3 exons. The record is from RefSeq and is a predicted model, not a curated record. Bases 359 to 712 code for a protein of 117 amino acids. Lineage: Eukaryota; Viridiplantae; Streptophyta; Magnoliopsida; Poales; Poaceae.